UCAGCAGAACUAAAUUUAUUCAUAUAAAUCCACUGUAUUGAACUAUCUGUAUCAAGCAAAAGCAGGAAAAAUGGCUUCAAGUACAAAGAAUGGAUCAGAAGUCACAGGCUCGGGAGAACCAGAGGCAAAAAGAGCAAGAAAAGUUGCUUUGAUAACAGGCAUCACCGGUCAAGAUGGCUCCUACCUGACAGAAUUUCUUCUGGACAAAGGUUACCAAGUCCAUGGAAUUGUGCGUCGAGCCAGUCAGCCUAAUACGCAGAGGAUUGAGCACCUGUACGCAGACAGAGCUACCCAUCAGAUGGGUCAAAUGAUUCUGCAUUAUGGGGAUCUGACGGACAGCACUUGCCUUGUUAAGAUUAUAAACCAGAUUCAGCCUGACGAAAUUUACAAUCUCGGAGCUCAGAGUCACGUUAAGAUUUCGUUUGAAAUUGCUGAAUACACUGCUGAUGUGGAUGGUCUUGGUACGCUGCGUAUUCUCGAUGCGAUUCGAACCUGCGGACUUACUAAGAAAGUCAAAUAUUAUCAAGCGUCGACUAGUGAGAUGUAUGGAAAGGUCCAAGAAAUCCCACAGACCGAGAAAACUCCUUUCUAUCCCCGAUCCCCAUACGCAGCCGCAAAACUAUACGCUUACUGGAUUGCAGUCAACUAUCGGGAAGCAUACGGAAUGUAUACUUGCAACGGAAUUCUUUUCAACCAUGAAAGUCCAAGGCGGGGUUUUAAUUUCGUCACAAGAAAGAUCUCGAGAAGUGUAGCAAAGAUACAUCUUGGGUUGCAAGAUCACAUGGAGCUGGGCAACAUAGACUCAAAGAGAGAUUGGGGCCAUGCCAGAGAUUAUGUGGAAGGAAUGUGGGCAAUGCUGCAGCAUGAAACGCCUGAUGAUUACGUCCUGGCAACAAACGAAACCCACAGCGUUCGUGAAUUCAUUGAAAAAUCCUUCAAACACGUUGGAGUUGAGAUUGGAUGGAGAGGAAGCGGAACGGAUGAGGUUGGAUAUGACAAAGCUACCGACAUCGUCCGAAUAAAAAUCAAUCCAAAGUACUACAGACCCACGGAAGUUGAUUUUCUUCUCGGAGACGCAACGAAAGCGAAGAACGCGUUCGGUUGGGAACCUAAGAUCAAAUUCGAAGCUCUCGUCAAAGAUAUGGUAGACGCGGACGUAGCCAUGAUGAAAAAGAAUCCCAAUGCCUAACGGUAGUAGCCGCUUGCAAGAGUAUAAAAUGAUAAAAAAGGAAAAAAUAGCGAAAAGCUAGAAAUAUUUUUCAUUCCAAUUUUAAAAUUAAAUAUAUUGAUAGACCCAGUAUAAUGGCACUUCUAGUUAAGCUGCUUUCAAUACACAACGUACUGUGUUAUGUAAUUAUGCAAUCUACACAAGUUAGAUGUCUCAAUUUAGGUCCAGGAUGUGCUAUUUAGAAUAUACCAUAAUUUAAGUUAAGGAAUUUUUACUAAGCCGCAGGCUCCCAACCUUUUCCAUCACGUUUACCUAUUGGGAAACUGUUUAAUUUCCUCCCUAACUUCACAUGAUUUUCUGUUUCUGUUUGUUGGACAAUCUUCAAUUAAUGUUAAAAACUUCCCCUGUGUUGGGAAAUCUCCACUAAGCCAUGUUGUGUUUUAUUUUUUUUGCAGUACUGUAUCCAUCCAUACGUGUUUCUUCAUUUUUUACUGCUUUAUUUUUUCUUCAAUAGAAAUUCUUCAUGUAGCAUUUUAUUAAUUUGAACUAUAGAAUAAUUUUAUUCAUGUCGACCAUUUGAUACUGGGAUUCAUGUUGUGUACAAACCCCUUUUCACUUCAUUAUCCACUGUUACUACAGUUUUCAGCUCUAACGGGCACUACAGAAGUAUGUGUACCUAUAAGGAGAUAUCUAAAGUUUUUCGCCUACUUAACAUCAAGUUGUGUAAAGGGACUGAAACCUAUGGGCAGGGGGUAUGUCCACUCGACUAAUUCUUCAAAUUCAAUGUUCCUUCUAGGUCAGUUGUUCCCAAACUUUUUUAAAAAAAAUCCUCGACGGAUCUCUUGCAAUUUUAUUAAUGAUUCCCGCCAGGCCUUGUACACCAAAACAAUACUUUAAAAGAUCACAACAAAAAAACAAUGUGUUGUAUAGUGAGAAGAAUAUAAA
This is a messenger RNA of Styela clava, 2113 nucleotides long. NCBI's taxonomy places the organism in Eukaryota, Metazoa, Chordata, Ascidiacea, Stolidobranchia, Styelidae. The record is from RefSeq and is a predicted model, not a curated record.